Molecule: messenger RNA, 3553 nt
Organism: Drosophila arizonae
Lineage: Eukaryota; Metazoa; Arthropoda; Insecta; Diptera; Drosophilidae
Gene: Pak
Product: serine/threonine-protein kinase PAK 3-like protein
Biological process (GO): protein phosphorylation
Molecular function (GO): protein serine/threonine kinase activity; ATP binding
Source: RefSeq, a predicted model, not a curated record
UGAAAGUCGCGCGCAUUCAAGUUAAACAUAUACACGGUCAUAAAUCACUGCGAGUGCAUAUUGAAUUGUUCGGUCUGGUUUUGCAUCGCCUGCAGCCGCUGCGGUAUUCUUUGCAGUCGGCCAUUUAAAUCAAGAAACUACAACUAUAAGUGAAAACGGGAAAAGACGCGUCGCGACCUGCUAUAUAAACGCCCAGCAAAUGUGCAAUGAAGUGUUGAAGUGAGCUUGAAGACACACAAAAAGAAAAAUAUAUAUACAUAUAUAUAAGGAGGUACCUGCGUACAAUUACAAAUAGAGGCUCCAAGCGCUGCACGUUUGGAAGUUGACGUCGCGACGUCGCAUACAGGGUGUUGUAAUACACAUACCUCUGUUUUGCUAUAGCUUGAAACGGAACCCAGGUGUUUGUUUGUUAGCGGGCAGAACGAGCAGAACAGAUGUCUAGCGAAGAGGAUAAACCACCGGCGCCGCCAGUCCGUCUAACCAGUAAUCGUGGCGGCGGCGUUGGCAUCGAACGUGUUCCCAUUCCCGGCAGUGGAACUGGCGGCAUUGGUGGCGUCGGCGAUGCGCCUCCAGUUGAUAUGCGGCCAUUGCCAAAAGAGCCCGACGAUGCGGACCGCAAAAAGAAGACACUGAAAAACAAGAUAAAAGGCUCCAAGCCGUCGCACAUGGAUUCCAAACCAAAUAUCUCGUAUCCCACUAACUUCGAGCACACAGUCCACGUGGGCUUCGAUGCAGUCACCGGCGAAUUUACGGGUAUGCCGGAGGCAUGGGCGCGACUUCUGAUGAACUCCAACAUCAGCAAACAGGAGCAGAAAAAGAAUCCGCAAGCAGUGCUCGAUGUGCUCAAAUGGUUCGACAACACAACCAAACAGAGGCCAAGUUCAAAGUACAUGACAAAUGCUCUAACAACGCAUUCAGGAUCUUCGCUGAGCCGCGUAAGCAGCAGUAGUCCCAGCAGCACGCCAACAGACUCGGAGCUGCAUGGCUCGAACAGUGGCGGCAAUUUAAUUGGCGUACAGCUGGGUAGCAUGACACUGGGUCCCAAUGCCAACAACGUAUCUGCAGCGGGUCAAUUGCUAAGCAAUCAAUACCAACAGCAACAGCAGCACUUGCUGCAGCAGCAACAAUUGCAGAACCAUCAGCAGCAGUACCAGCAACAACACCAGCAGCUACACCAGCAUCAGCAUCACAUUGGCCUAAGUCAAUCGCAUUCGUACAACUUUACUGGGCACACAGCCUCUACAUCCACUUCGCAACAUUCAUCUGCCAAUGAGAACGAUAUGUACGUUGAUAUGGGUGUCGCGCCGCAGCAACCACCACCACCGCCUGUGGCUUCUCGGCCGGAGCGCACGAAGUCAAUCUAUACGCGACCUAUUGAGGAACUGCAGCCGGCGCCGUUGCCAGCGGCACCAGCAACGACACCCACAACGCCACUACAAAACCACAAAGCAACUACGGCCACGGUGGCUGCAUCGCCCCUCAUGCUUAACAAUGCCACAACGACGCUGGACAAGAACAAGAACAAUGCAACAACAAUUGCAACUGCGACGGCAGCGAGCAGCUCCACAGCGCCAACAGUAGCAGCAGAAGCUACAGCUACAGCAACAACAACAGCCAUAGCAACAGCAGCAACAACAACAACAACAGAUACAGAAGGCAUUGAGGCAUCAGCAGCAACAACAACAGUUGCUAAUGCUCAAAUUUUGUCUGUUUCGGCAAACGCUACUAAUUGUCCUCCCACUACCACAAUAAAUGCAGCUGCUAGCAGAGAGGAGCAGCAGCUUAUUGAGUGUAUUGCGGCUGCAACAGCAGCAGCACUAACAACCGAAGCUACAGCUACAGCAACAACGACUAAUCACCACUCUUCUGCUUCCUCCUUUUCAUCACUCCCCUCGUUUCAUGAUGAUGCGACGCCGCCGCUUACCGCCAACGCCUUGCCCUCAAUACAUUGUCCGACACCAACGUCUUCCACCCGCAAUUCUGGCGCUGUCACCACGACCAUACCAACUAUUACGAUGGUAACACCUGCAACACCUGCCACAGACCUGUACCACGAUCCGACGGCCAACAAUUUGAAUGCUUCGUCUUUGGCAGCUACGCCUGCCGCGGGCACUCAAAUUGCGGUGCCGCAGCAGGCAGCGGCUGCYACCACGACGACGACGACUACGACGAGAGCCGCUAACGCCAAGAAGAAGAAAAUGUCUGACGAAGAAAUACUUGAAAAGCUGCGCACCAUUGUCUCUGUGGGCGAUCCCAAUCGCAAGUACACCAAAAUGGAGAAAAUUGGCCAAGGUGCAUCGGGCACGGUGUACACGGCCAUUGAGUCCUCAACGGGCAUGGAGGUGGCCAUCAAACAGAUGAAUUUGUCGCAGCAGCCCAAGAAGGAGCUGAUCAUCAAUGAGAUUUUAGUAAUGCGAGAGAACAAACAUCCGAAUGUUGUCAACUACUUGGAUAGUUAUCUGGUAUCGGAGGAGCUCUGGGUGGUUAUGGAGUAUUUGCCUGGCGGCUCCCUCACCGACGUUGUUACCGAGACCUGCAUGGAUGAGGGUCAAAUUGCGGCCGUUUGCCGUGAGGUGUUGCAGGCGCUUGAGUUUCUGCACGCCAAUCAGGUAAUUCAUCGCGAUAUUAAAAGUGAUAACAUACUGCUUGGCCUGGAUGGCUCCGUCAAGCUGACUGAUUUCGGUUUCUGUGCGCAAAUCUCGCCGGAACAAUCUAAACGCACAACUAUGGUUGGCACACCCUAUUGGAUGGCCCCCGAAGUGGUUACACGCAAGCAGUACGGACCAAAGGUCGAUCUAUGGUCGCUAGGCAUCAUGGCUAUUGAAAUGGUCGAGGGUGAGCCACCGUAUCUGAACGAGAAUCCCCUAAAAGCCUUGUACCUCAUUGCCACAAAUGGCAAGCCGGAGAUUAAGGAAAAAGACAAACUAACGGCUGCAUUUCAAGAUUUUCUAGAUCAGUGUCUAGAAGUGGAAGUGGAGCGGCGCGCCAGCGCCAUGGAUCUGCUAAAGCAUCCCUUCCUAAAAUUGGCACGUCCAUUGGCCAGUUUGACGCCUCUGAUCAUGGCCGCCAAAGAAGCGACCAAGGGCAACUGAUUGACAACCAAAAAACAGCAACUUAUUUAACCAUUACUAAUGAAUUACUGUUACAACAAGCAACAGCAGCAGCGAGAACAACAACAAUAGCAACAAUUCAUGCGUAUGAUGAACAGAUGAUAAAUUAUAAGUGUUUAUGAUUAUUAUGAUUAUUUAUAUAAACGUAUUUAUAUACAAACACAUAUAUACUUAUUAUACAUAUUAUUAACUACUCGUAACAAACAAAAAAUCAAUGAGUAAUUACAGCACACGUGUAGCCAAGUAUGGGUAGUUGAAUUCACGCGACAACACUUUGGGUUUCCAGUCUACUGCUGAAUUUAACGAACAAUUUUCUGCAAAUUUCGAUGAUUUUCCAAUGAAGAAUAAGUUUUGCUAAUGAUUUGUUAUACCAAAUUAUCGGGCAUUUUAAAUGCCCUAGAAUUUAUAUGUUAAUAAUUGGACAAAAAUUCAUUCAACAAAUU